Molecule: messenger RNA, 4233 nt
Organism: Hydractinia symbiolongicarpus
Lineage: Eukaryota; Metazoa; Cnidaria; Hydrozoa; Anthoathecata; Hydractiniidae
Exons: 3
Coding region: 1294-2250 (318 amino acids)
Molecular function (GO): protein binding
Source: RefSeq, a predicted model, not a curated record
AUAUCUUACGCUGACAAGAGUUGAAGCCGUAGAAAAAAAAUAGAAUUUAGUAUGAAUUAGCUUAUAGAAAAGGUGCUAAUGUCAAUCCUUGUGUGUUUAUGUAUAAUAUUUAUCGUGCACAGCUACAGUUUAUGUUCAAAGAUAUGUACAUUCAGUGUCUUAGUAGAAACAAUACAUACCAUUGAUAGUUAUCAAUUUGGUAGAUAUUUCGUGUAUUAUACAAUGUUAGUUAGAAAUUUGGGAAUUGCUAGAUGAAGUGCAAGUCGCGAUGGUGUAUUUGCUUGGACUUAUUAGAAGUAUGCUGCCUAACCUUUUAUAAUGCUUGGUUGUGCAUUUGUUAUUUACGACCUCAAUUUCAAGGAAAUUUUUGCUAAAAAAUUAGGCUUUACAUUAGGUAGGUAGAUAAGAAAACGUCAAAUUUUUUUAAAUCACACAUACGUAAUUUAUCUCUCUAUUUUGUCUGUACAAUUGUGACUUAUUCUUGAUUUAUCACAUGUUAACUUUACUUGUAUGAAGGUUGGCUUGUUUUUGUAUACAUAGGCAUGUGCCAAUAUGAUUUCUUUAAAAAAUUUUAAUAGUAUAGUAUUAGGAGUUCUAUGAAUGUUUACGUGUCUUUCAAAUUAAAAUUUUGAUGAUACCACUGCUAUAAAAUUAAUUCUUAAAUACAAAAAUAUAGAAUGUUAUAUGUCAUGCAAAAGAGUAAUGACAAUCCUCGUUGGAUAUUUGGUAUGACAGCGUGUAGUUCGUAAGAAGCAUAAACGCAUCACUUUCACUUGUCACAGACACAUGAACAAAUUCUACAUCGAUUAUAUGACAAUCUUUUACUCAAUGUUUAUAUUAGCUCUUUUUUCAAAUUUAUAUUUUGUUGAACUACUUGGUACAAAUGUUAUCUGUGACAUAUGAGUCAUAACCAUGUGAUGACUAAGUAAUGACUGUCAGCAUUGAGUUAUUGUCAAUAAUCUUUUGUUAAAGAUUUGUGAAAAAUUUCCAUAUUUGAAAAUUUAAAGGUAUUUUGAUUUCAUAUUUGAGAGGUUUAAUUUGAAACAUUUUAUAUAUUUCCCUUUUAAGGAUCAUUUUUUCAUUAAAAGAGAUUUCGGCCUGUACAGUAAGUUUCUAUAAUUUCGUUUUAGAAUGGUUUAAAAUUAGUUACUGGAAGUUUCAAGAGGUUCCUUUUACCUGUUCUAGAGUCAUUAACAAAACUGUACUAUGUGGCGAACUGUCGUUUCCUCGCAAGGUAGAAAUAAUUAUACGCUUAUAUCAAUAGAAUUUUUUAGGUUAAUGUAACAAUAAGAAAUGGGAAAACUUACAGAUCUUCAUGAUGAUGAUUUGAUUGAAAUAUUCCAGUUUUUUAAAUUGAAAGAACUUCCAACAUUGUUACAAGUUUGCAAACAUUGGAGAGAUGUUAUAGAUUCUUCUAAUGAUAUAUGGAGGAAGUUUAUUCCAAAAUGUAAAGGUUUUAAACCUCCAAACGCCAAAACAUCAAAACACGCAUUACGUAAAAUCAGAAGAAAAUGUUAUUUAAUUGGUGAAGAAAUGUGGUAUCCGGAUCCGGAUCCACAGUUGGUUACAAGGAAUAAAAUGAUCCGGUAUUGUGAUCAGUGGGGAUUUGGCAUUAAAAAGCCUAGGCGAACAGGAUUCAAAUUGUACUUUAGACUUAAUCCGGUUUAUGAUUUCGUUACUGAUCAUGAAAAUGAAAAUCUAUCUGCUUUAAUAAACAAAAUUUGGGAAGACUUUUAUGCAGCCCAACCAUUUGCUGAAACUCCUGAUGAAGAUAACGCCUACAAUUGGGAAUGUCGUUUGGAACUAUCUACAGUAAACGAAGUUAUUGAAACAUCAAAGAUUCAGAAGUUUGAUGCAUCUUUUAAAAAAAAAAUACAAAACUUGUUUGAACCUUAUUACACUCGUAGAAGAAUUAGUGAAAGAUUAGAUCUUGAAAUUUUAUCCAUUUCAGAAGAAUAUGAAAGUGAUGCAGAAGUUGCACAUUCUGAUUUUGUAACAGUUGAACCAGAGGAAGAUAGUCUUACUGCAUUUCGAGCAGCCGUUGACGAAAAUUUAAGAAAGAAUUAUUACCCACCCACUUAUAAAUUUUAUCAAAGGUUCUUUAAAACUAUGUUUGGCCCAAAUGCUGAUAAAGAAGCUCGAACAUUUUAUCUAGUUGAUGGCUGUUUCAAUGAAAAUUUCGAAUAUGCUAUAGAUAUAACCAUUGGUGAAAAUAUGGUAUUCUAUAACUCCUUGUUUUAUGAUUUGUAAAGUAUUAAACCUAUAUGUACCAUGUUUUGUUCAGAAAUAUUUUGUUUUUUCGUGGGUGUUUAAUAGUUGCGGUUGCCUAAUUUGUCAAAAAUAUAAAAGCCACAAAAUUAGUGGCUUCUUAAAACAUCCUAAUUUCAGUAUAAAUGAUAGUAUGAAGUAUAUAUCCGUAUAAUCGAUUAUUUUUCGCGAAUUAUAUCUAUCACAAUAAUUUCGAGAAUUAAUUUCCCUCUAGUAUUUUUACGGGCAUUAAAUUUUGCGUAAUGAUUUGUCAAAAAUAUAAAGCCACAAAAUUAGUGGCUUCUGAAAACAUCCUUAUUUCAGUAUAAAUGAUAGUAUAAAGUAUAUAGCCGUAUAAUCGAUUAUUUUCGGCGAAUUUUAUCUAUCAAAAUAAUCUCGCGAAUUAUUUUCCCUCUAGUAUUUUCACGGGCAUUAAAUUUUGCGUAAUGGACAACAAAUAGGAAACGGUUAGUUACCUUAAGGCAUUAUUUAUAUGUAAAUAUGAUUGUUUUAUCCAGAGGUAGCUUUUCCCCAAUUACUUGAUUGGACAGAACUAUUACUCACCCUUGUGCCAUUUCACGCAAACAAACUUGUAUUUCACAUCGGUAAACUUGUGUUGACAACUUAUAUUUUUUGUACGAUCGCACGCUUCGAAACACUAACAACAGAUGAAUUAAGAGAGAAAGUGAGAACAAAUUUUAAGGUACAUGCAAGGUACGUGAAAUUUUAGAAAAAUCGCGUAAAUGAGGAAUUUUUAAAAACAAGUUGCAAUACACCUUUCCCGAGACCAUGAGUCAUACUUUUUUUAAACUCGUAAAAUAUGAAUACCAUAUUUGAAUUCAGCAUAGUUUGUUUAAUUUAUGUGUAAAAGUUUAACUUAAUACGCCAAUAGAAAGUGCUAUUUUGAGGAGAUUUAUAUAUCACAGUUAAAGUCUUCUUAAUGCUCAAGUUACCAUGUCCCGCCUCGUUUUCAAAAAGAGGUUGGACAUGCCACAAAUCUUUAAAUUAGAAUAGCAGGUUGUUUACUUGCUGCAUUGUUUCGAAAUUUUCUUUGUUUAUGACAUUUUGAUAAGGAAUUCAAAUUUGUUGUCCGUUUUUCAUAAAACUCAACAAAAAAAGUUGGGGCACAUCAAAAGAAUAAGUCUCGGGAAAGGUGUAUUGCCAAGUGCUGAGAGAAAUGAGAAAUUAUCUUACUUUAUACUUCAUAUUUAAUUUUAAUACUUAGUUGUGGUAUACUAUAGGUUAUAACUAUAUGAAUAUUAAAUCAAUUUUUAGCAUUAUUUUUUUAAAAUUUAAGUGUUCCAAAUGCAAACAUAUUACCACCUUUCCCGAAUUUCAUAAAUUAUAAUAAUAAUGACGUCAUCCUAAAUUUUAUAAUGAUUCUGUGCUCUUCAGAUAAGGAUAUUCAGAUAGAAUAUUAAAUUAUCAUGACAAAAAUAAAGUUUUUAGAGCAAUAUAAUAUUCUAGCUGGAUUUUAUUCAGAUUUGAAGAAAAUAAUUAUUUUGAAAAAGAGGCUAUUCUUAGGAAGCUCGGCAAUAUGAGGGGUUUGACCGUAACGUUCAGCUCAGAAUUGAGGCACUUAACGAAUAAAAAUAUUUACGAAAUUAGGUAAUUUGUUCUACCUUUUGCUAAGGAACUUAGAUAUAAGAAUCAUUUUUAGUAAUGACCUCUUUAAUUGAUUGGCAUAGUUAGGAAAUUCGGGAAAGGUCUAUUUCGCUUGUUUUUUUUUGUGAGUGCUUCUAUUCGUCAAAAUAAUUUCCGCUGUUUGCAUUAGAGAUUAUGUGUAACGUGCAAAAAAAUAUUUUUAGACCUUUCAAUCAGAAAAAUAAGUUCUGUGACACUUACUUUGUUAAGAAGAGUCAAGCAUCACAGCCCUCUAUUACACCAAUAUAUGAUUUUCAAUUAUUUGAUAUUUUGUAAUUAAUUUUUUUAUGUUUUUCUGUAUACUUAAGGUUUAUUGUCUGUGUUAAUAUUUAAACAAAAUGA